Molecule: messenger RNA, 9355 nt
Organism: Sinocyclocheilus rhinocerous
Lineage: Eukaryota; Metazoa; Chordata; Actinopteri; Cypriniformes; Cyprinidae
Product: A-kinase anchor protein 12-like
Biological process (GO): signal transduction; regulation of protein kinase C signaling
Cellular component (GO): cytoplasm
Molecular function (GO): protein kinase A binding; calmodulin binding
Source: RefSeq, a predicted model, not a curated record
GUUGUCCCUCGGUCAUCCCAGGACUCUCGUUCUCUCUCCCACUGAUGUGUCGAGGCGUGCCAGUGUGUUCAUGUGAUGCAGGAAGGAUGUGUCUCUCCUAAAAGAGUUUGCAUCGAGCCAAACUGAAUCACUUCUGAGUCUGACACCGUUCAGCACUCGGAUAUUCCCCCUUUCGCUUUGCAGUUACAUCGGGUGAAAGGGAAGAAAGGGAAGAAACCGAAGAGAACGAGAGAAGGAUUGUGAAAUGGGAGCUACGGCAUCAUCCGCGCAACGGGACAGCAGAUGUGAGGAGGACGCAGCGGCGGAGGAGCUCACUGCAGCGGCGAGCGAUGCUCAGGAUGACGGCAGUGCUGAUGACAAGUUAUUGCAGAUCUCCAGUUUGAAUGUAAAGACAAGGAACCAUGCAGAUGAAUUAAAUGGCAACUUUGAGGAGAGAGUACUUGCAGAUGUUGGCUCAGGGUUUGUUACUCUGAAAGAAGAUGGCACAGAAACAACUGAAGACCUCCAGGAAAUGGAUGCUCUUCAACCAGUCACAAAGAUUGAGAGCACAGAGAUGGUUAAUGCAGAUAGUAUGACUGUGAAGGAGGAAACUGUGGAGGACAACCAAGUGAAUGAUAUCAAUGAAGUUGGCUUCAAAAAAAUCUUCAGAUUUGUUGGAUUUAAGUUUACCCUAAAAAAAGACUCAUGUGAAAAGACUGCAUCAGAUGAAGAAGAAGAAAAAAUCACAAGUCCCUCAGAGGACUCCAGUGACACCCAGGAGAACAGUGCAGUGGCAGCAAAUGAAAACACACCUGAUGAGACUCGAAAAAGUGAGGUGUCUUCCCAGCCUGAUGCAGCUGAACCCUCUCAACAAACAGACAAUGAAAAAGAGCUGGAUCAGGACAUAAAGAUAGUGGAACAUCAUGUGGAGGACACACCUGAGAAAGAACUGGAAAAAGAAGGAAGUCCUGAGCCGGAGGAACCGAUGUCACCAAUCAAGCAAUUCUUUACACAAGGACUCUUUGCCAGUUUAAGAAAGAAAAAGAAAGAAGAGGAAAUGCAAAAAGAGAGUAAGGAAGAGGAACUCAAAAGAAUUGAGAGAAUGGGUGUAGAAGAGGCCGAAAAAGAGGACAGUAAAUAUAUAUGCCUUGAUAUCCCUUAUAUUACAUCAGAGGAAGAAAAAGAUUCACAGGAGAAAGACAAUGACAAGUUGUUACCUGAACGAGAGCUUCAGAAUUCUCUAGGGAAAGAUAAGGUACAAGGAAGUCCACUUAAAAGACUUUUCAGGAAAUUUUCCACAAGAAGGCAGUGAGAAAGUAAAGCUGCAGAAAAGGUGAUUGAGGCAGAGGAACAAGUAACUGAACAUCCGAAACCAUCCUCGGAAUUGACAGAGCUCGCAAAAGUGGAGGAACCAGUGGUUGGGGAACCAAAACCUGCUGAAGAGGAGCUGGUGGCUGAUGUAAGCCCUCAAGAGUCCAAAAAGAAAUCUGACACCACCGUUUCCUGGGAGGCACUGAUUUGUGGUGGUUCUGCUAAAAAAAGAGCUAGAAAAACAAAUGAGGAUGAAACGCCAGACAAAGGAGAGGAAUAUGAGAAAACAACUGACUCUCCACUGGGAAGUUCCAUUGAGGGCGAUUAUGAUCAUCUCACAUCAUCUAAUGAACAAACUGGAAGUCCUGCAGAGGGAGAGAUGGGAUCCACAUGGAAAACGUUUAAAAAAAUGUUCACCCCGAAGAGAAAGGUCAGAACUGGAGAAAGUAGUACCCCUGAGCAGAUACCUUCAGACAGUGAGAUGAACAAAGACGAACCAUUUUCUAUGAAGAAACUCAUUCCAGGGCAUAAAAAGAGAAAAUCAGAUGAAAGGAAAGACCAGAUAUCCUCCGAUCAGGCUGCAAAGGAUCAUGAAACAGGUGAUGAAGAUGAUGAAACCCCAGCUAUUAUUCCUCUGUCUGAGUAUGAAAUAAUUGAGCCUGAAAGUCUGAAGGAGGUGCAUGAGCAACGAGUUGAAAUCACAAUAGAGCAUGAGAUGCCAGAGAUGACUUCACAAGUGUUAGAACAGGACACAUCUAAUAACUUGGUGCCCAAAAUUGCAGCUAAAGUUCCAAUUAACACUGGACCAACAGUCAUACAUGGAUUAUCAGAAGACUUUGAAGAACUUACAGACUUUGUGAGCAAACAUCAGCAACUGAGUGAUAUUCCAGAAGAAGGCAUCAAUGAGGAAAGCAUUGAAACACCAAUAUCAUCUGCUGAGUGGACAACACAGGAUGACACCUUAGCCGAGGACAUUGUGGAGUUGACAGCAGAACCAUCAAGUGAACAAUUUAUUGGGGAUGACACUACUGAAAUGGUCUCGGCAGUCUCGCAACUAACCGAUUCACCCAGGUCAUCUGGGCAUGUUACACCAGUGUCAGCUGAAUAUGGCAUACAAACAUCAGAUGUGAUCCUACAGGAAGCUAUUCAAUCUAUCUGCAUGACUCCAAGUGUUCAGUCAGUUACUACAAAAGAUGAAAGCCAAGAAUCUCUGGCCGUGUCAUUUUCACCUUAUAUUGUACAGUCCUCCACAACAGAGGAAACAAAGGUUUUGGUUGCACAUAAGAAAACUGAGGCAACAGCAAUAUGUACAGGCCUAGAAUCUCAAGAAAUAGAAUAUGUUGAUGAACAUCUCCCGGCACCCUUAGUGGAGGCAAUACCUGAAGUAAGUGAUGCUGCCCCAACUGAAUUAGUCUCUGAUAACUUUACAAAUGAAACUGAAAUUGCAGGACUUUGGACAGAUGAGGUCUAUGAGGCUGAAAUUAAGGAACUAAAGACUGAGUAUCAGGAAGUAAUUGUAAAUGAAAAGGAAUCUGCCAUUGAAACUGAGCUAAGUGUAGAGCAAGUUAUUCAAUUAGUGGCAGAGCCUCUUGUGGGAGGAUCAGAGGAGACUGAUAUGGAGGAACAAAGAGAGGAAUGUACAACUGGUAUUGAACUCAGACAGGUGAUUGAGACAAUGCAAAGUGAAGCUGGGCUGGAACAGGUUAUGUCAGACUACACCCAUGGUCCUGAAACAGAGUGUCCACUGCAUUCAGUGUUAGAGGAACCUGUAUAUGAACAACCAGUAGCUGCUGAACCUGAAAAAGAGCUCACGCUUUCAGAUGUUGAAUUGUCCGUUGCUGAGUAUGAUCAACCUGCAUCCACUGAAGUAGUUGAGUCUUUGACACAUGGUGAUAUAGACAGCAGUCCUGGCACUACCACAAGUAAAGAAGUCAAAGAAAUAGAAAUUAAUGCUUCUGCUGUGGAGUGUCUGGAAAUCACAGCGACUGAUAGUAUUAUAAGUCCAAUUUCAGAUCACAUACAGGCAGAGACACUGGAAUUAGAAGGGAGUUUAAAAUUAGAAGCAGUUGAAUCAAUACAUGUUGAUGCCUGUGAAAUACAAGUUGACGUAAAAGAUGCAGUCUUAUUAGCAGGUGAUUCAGUGGUGACUGUGGAGGACAUCAGUGGGAAAAUGGAAGAAAAAGAUUAUGAAAAAAUGGCACAGCAGGACAUUAAGGAAAUACAUGUAGAAGAAGAGACAGGGGAUGUUAUUGCUUCAGAAGUCGUUAAAAAUAUUGAGGUUGAAAAUAUUUCAGAAGCUGGAGAUAAAUCAUUAGCCAGAGAACAGCUGCCAGCCAAGGAGGUGUCUCUUCCAGAACCAGUAUUAGUUGAAGAGGCUGAAGAGCUCCAUAAAGAAGACAUUAAAAUACAUUUGGAUGAUAAAGUGGAAGACAGUGCAACUGACAGAACGGAUGGGAUUUUUGUGAAAGAGGAAGAGGAACAUGCAGUGAAGGAAGGGCGACCUCUGACAAACACUGACAGCAAUGAAACUCCUACUGAUAAAUCUCCUGAAAUAAUUGUUGAUGCAGGAAGUGAAAUUGGAGACAUGGUUUAUAAAAUAAGAGAACACACAGUUGUUUCUGCACUUUCAAAGGAUGUAUCUGAGCACACAGAAACACCAGAAGAGCCUGACACUAGUUCUGAAGUCAUACUAAAACCUCUAGAGAUAGUAUUGCCAAAAGUUGAAGCAAAACCUGUAGCAACAGAAAUUGUGGUUUCUCAAACAGAAGACUGGGGUCAAGACACCAAACCAAGUCCAGAACUUCCCAAAGAGAAUGCACAACCAGCGACAACGGAGAAUAUUAAGACUGGUAAAGUUUUAGAGAUGGUUGCCAUUAUUGAGAACACAACAAAACAAUCUGGGAAAGAGAAGCCUAUGGUGUCUGAACCAGUAACACAGGUACUUGCAAAAUCUAAACUACCAAAAGCAACAGAACAAGAGGGUGAAGCAAUAGGUGGUGACCAGGCCCCAGCAAUGACAUCGUCAGAAAUGAAAGAAACAGCAGUUCCAGAAGAAAAAGAUACAAUGGCUGUUGCUCCCAAACCAGAACCAGAAGGGUUUGAUUCAGGGCCGGCUAUGAUUGAAGUGCCUACAAUCACAGAGCUGGCACAAAAUUAUACUGCUGCAGAAAUAGAGGUUAGUAAUAUGAGUGAAAAGAAGAAUGAAGAAGAUGAAAAUGCUAGUCUAAAAUGUGAACCUCAUGAACAGGUAACAGAAAAGAUACUGUCAAAUGAGUUGCAGGUAGACAAGACAGAAAUUAAAGAUGAAAUAACUGCAGUAAUGGAAAUAACACCCACUGCACAAGAAUCACCACUGACCUCUGAAGUUGCAGCAAAAAUGCCAGAAGUUGCUGUUUCUGAGAUACAGUCACAAGUAGUGAGUGAACUCAGGGCUGAGACACUUGAAGUGACAGAACCAAAGGUAGAAAUUCCAGUGGCAUCAGAAGUGAAAGUAGAGACAGCUGUAGUAACUGAACUGGAAGUGGAGACACCAGUUGUCACCUCAGUGGUUAAAGAACUUGAAGUAGAAACACCAGUGGUUACAUCUAUGGCAAAAACAACUGAUACUCAUAAUUCUGCUCUUACAUCACAAAAUCAAAACAUAGACUCUGACACAACAGUGUUAACAACAGUGAUCAAAGAACAAGUGAUGGAGAUUCCCACUGUUAUUUCUGUGGUAGUGACACCAGCUACACCUUUAGAUGAAGUAACGCCAAUUGUAACUCUAGGCAACGAGUCAAAGGAUGUAUCUCCUGUAAAAGACACACCUGUCGAAACACCAAAUGUCGAAUCAGUGAUUGUGAGGACUGCUGUGGCCCCAGUAGUAGAGAUACAGAAUGUGAUUCCAGUGGUAGCAACACCAGAUAUUGGUUCAGUAAUAGUAACAGAAGCUGCAUCUCUAGUGGUAAGUACAGGAACAGUGACUACUACACUAGCAGAAGCACCAGUUGUUAGCACAGUUGUAGAAACACCUGUUUUUUCUGUCACAGCAGUAAAAUCAACUCCAGCUGCAGUAGAGAAAACAGUUGUGUCCCCUGUAGUAGAGAUCCCAGCCACAGUAACAUCUGUUGUGGAGACUCCAGCUGUUGUUUCAGUUGACGAGACUGUACCUCCAGAAGAGGUUACACUAGAUGUGACCUCAUUUGCAGAAACACCUGUGAGACAAGUAAUUGAAACUCCCAUUGUCUCCAUCACAUCAGUAAAACCAACUGUAGCUGAAGUGGCAAAGACACCAGACACUGCUAUGAUUUCAAUGACAGUGGCAGAAGCUGUAUCUCCUGUAGUAGUUACAUCAGCUGGAACUCCAAUAGCAUCAGAAACAGUUAUGAUCCCAGAAGUAAAAACCUCAGUAGUAACUUCAGUUGCUGAGACAUCACUUGUGACACCAGUGGUAGAAACACCAGCUCAGAUUUCAGUAAUUGCAACACAUGCAGCACCUCCAGUUACACCAGCAGCAACUGCAGUAUCAGAAACAUCAGCUGUGAUCCCAGCUGUAGAAACUGCUGUUGUUGCAGUUCCAGUUGCAGUGGUUGAGACACCAGUUGUGACCCAAGUGGUACAGACACCAGGUCAGGUUUCAGUGAUGGUAACAGAGACUGUCCCUCCGGUAGUUGUUUCAGAAGAGACUGCAGCAGUAGAAACACCUGUUGAGUUCCCAGUAUUACAAACUCCUGUUGUAAAUUCAGCUUCGGUUGCAGUGGAUAAGACACCAGUUGUGACCCCAGUGGUACAGACACCAGGUAAGGUUUCAGUGAUGGUAACAGAGACUGCACCUCCAGUAGUUGUAUCAGUGGUGACUGCAGCAAUAGAGGCACCUGUUGUAAUUCCAGUAGUAGAAACUCCUGUUGUAAAGUCAACACCAGUUGCAGUGGUUAAGACACCAGUUGUGACCCCAGUAGUACAGACACCAGGUCAGGUUUCAGAGAUGGUAACAGACACUACACCUCCAGUAGUUGUUUCAGCAGUAACUGCAACAGUGGAAACACCUGUUAUGAUCCCAGUAGUAGAAGCACCAAUUGUAAAGUCAACUGCAGUUGCAGUGGUUGAGACACCAGCUGUGACCCCAGUGGUACAAACACCAGGUCAGGUUUCAGAGAUAGUAACAGAGACUGCACCUCCAGUAGUUGUUUCAGCAGUGGGUGCAACAGUAGAAACACCUGUUAUGAUCCCAGUAGUAGAAACAACAGAAGAAACACCUGUUAUGAUCCCAGUAGUGGAAGCGCCAGUUGUAAAGUCAACUGCAGUUGCAGUGGUUGAGACACCAGCUGUGACCCCAGUGGUACAGACACCAGGUCAGAUUUCAGUGAUGGUAACAGAGACUGCACCUCCAGUAGAUGUUUCUGCAGCAGCAGAAACACCUGUUGUGAUCCCAGUAGUAGAAACUCCCAUUGUAAAGUCAACUCCAGUUGCAGUGGUUAAGACACCAGUUGUGACCCCAGUGGUACAGACACCAGGUCAGGUUUCAGAGAUGGUAACAGACACUACACCUCCAGUAGUUGUUUCUGCAGUAACUGCAACAGAAGAAACACCUGUUAUGAUCCCAGUAGUAGAAGCGCCAGUUGUAAAGUCAACUGCAGUUGCAGUCGUUGAGACACCAGCUGUGACCCCAGUGGUACAGACACCAGGUCAGGUUUCAGAGAUAGUAACAGAGACUGCACCUCCAGUAGUUGUUUCAGCAGUGGGUGCAACAGUAGAAACACCUGUUAUGAUCCCAGUAGUAGAAAGUCCAGUAGUAAAGCCAGCUCCAGUUGCAGUGGUUGAGACACCAGUUUUGACUCCAGUGGCACAGACACCAUGUCAGGUUUUAGUGGCAGUACCAGAAGCUACUCCUCCAAUAGUUGUUUCAGCAGUGACUGCAGCAGCAGAAACACCUGUUGUGAUCCCAGUAGUGGAAACUCCAACUCCAGUUGUAGUGGCAGAGACACCAGUUGUAACGCCAGUGAUGAUGACACAAACUGUGACUCCAGUAGCGGAAAGGUCAGUUGUGAGCCUAGUACUAGAAACUACCACAGAAGCACCAACUGCAAUUGCAAUGGCAGAGAGACCUGUUAUGAUCCCAGUGGUACAGACACCAGCUCUAGUUUCAGUGAUUGCAAAAGAGGCUGCACCUCCAGUAGUUCUACCAGCAAUGACUGCAGGAGUAGAAGUAAAGACACCAGUGGUAGAGACACCAUUUUCAUUACCAGAAGUGCCUACUGCGAUCCCAGCAGUACAAACACCAGUUACAGAGCAGGUAGCACAGACACCGACGACACCAGCAAUGCUCUUGGUAAAGGCAACAUCAGUUGUAAAUGGGAUGGAGGCACCCACUGUGACUACAUUAGAAAAGGCACGACAGAAGACACCAGUAGCAGAGACACCUACUUUAUCCCCUGUGAUGAUGGCACCAGCUAUUGCCGCAGUUGUAGUAGCAACAGCUCCACCUGUUGCUACAGCAGAAGUAAAGAAAGCAAUGUUGCAGGUAGUUGAACAGGAGAAAAAGGAAGCAAAGUCAGAGGCUUCAGUUGUGUCUAAAGAUGUUGAACCACCAUUUGUGGCUGCGAAAGAGGUAAAGACAUCAGUUUUAACUCAAGAGUGUAUAUCAGAUGAAGAAAAUGGGAAGGCUUCCUUGCGGCAUACUUCAACAGAACCUCAGUCAGAGGUAGAGGAGGAUGUGUGGGAGGAUGCUGUAGAUAAUAUUGGAGAUUCCCCGUGUCAGGUGACACACACAGAGGAUGCACCCCAAGAUACUGCUGCUAAACAAACAUCUGAUGCUGCAAUUUGAUAGUGGCAUGCUAAACCAGAUGAAAGAUUUGAGUUGGUGCAAGUUUAACAAGGAAAAUUCAGAACAUUUUACACCUGGAAGAGGCUGUGCUCAGCACAAAAUCAGCUGGGAUUCACAUUUCUGACAACAAAGAAAUGACCAAACCACUGAGAAGUAAAAUUGCAUCAAAGUUCCCUUAAGCAAAAGUGAAACCAAAAACAGUAGUUAUUCAGUGGAGAGGCUGUUUUUUGAUCAUUAACUACAUUUUUACAUUUUACUUUGAUGCAGAAAAUAUUUCAACAUAUAAAACCCUUCAAAAGCAGCUAUUUUGUCAUAUUUUUACUGAGGAUUUUUGUCAAUUAAUUGUUUUUAUCAUUAUUCAGACAUUAGCAUAAGCUUAUGCCACAUUAUAUCAUGUUGUUACAUAUCUAAAAAAAAACAAAAAAAAAACUUUUGUACACAUGCAUUAUAUCUUGACCAUUUGGCAUAUUUAGCAUAAGAAAAUGAUUGUCAUAGUAGAAUGUGCAAUUCCUGGUAUUUAAAGAUAUUUACUAAAUCAAGGGUAAUUUCAUUUUGAACCAUCAUAUACCUCUUGAUAUGCAUCAAGGAUAAAUUUAUUUUAUACUCUAAAUACGAUGUACAUUUUACCAAAGCUGUAAUGAGCAAAUCACAAUCAUGAGAGAUUUAGACAGUAUUCAGUCAGAUGUAGUCAAUGACUGAAAAUGACAGAUUGUUUAAUUUGUUUUUACAAAGAAGUCAAAAUCUUAUCAAACUCAUGAUUUAUUUUUGUUGCCAUGUCAUUGUUAUGAAUAUUUUUAUUUGUAAUUUACAAUUUUAAUUUAUAGAAACACCCAAUCUUAGAAAAUAUUUGUGGCUAUAUUUUUGGCAUGAAAAUUGAAGCAUGCAAUCUAAUGUUGCAACUACUGACUUUUCCCCAUAUAAGUUUUUUAUUUUUUCCCCAGAGAAGCACUUAACAUAUAUAAAUGUUCUAUGAGUAUCAAAUGAGUAUCAAACCACUCUGUACUGCAUAUGAUCAUUACACAGUUGAGCAUUUUUAAUAUUAUACAACCUGCCUUGCCUGUAUUACGGAGGUUUGCGUCUGGCCUGAUACAAUAAGCCAUGACAUGAUUGAAAACACAUUUUUUACUUAUUCUAAUAUAUUGCCAAGAAGUAUCCGAAACCACAUGUACAGACUGUUUGAUUAUACAGACUAUGCAUCUUUGAAGAAAUUGCAAUAUUAACAAUCAACUAAAUACAAGUGUAUUGUUGUUCCUGGAUUUUGCG